This is a messenger RNA of Euleptes europaea (tarantolino), 1401 nucleotides long. RefSeq names its product solute carrier family 17 member 9 (gene SLC17A9). The record is from RefSeq and is a predicted model, not a curated record. The coding region runs from base 1 to 1401 and encodes 466 amino acids. Gene Ontology annotation, cellular component: membrane. Gene Ontology annotation, molecular function: transmembrane transporter activity. Gene Ontology annotation, biological process: transmembrane transport. The transcript is spliced from 13 exons. NCBI's taxonomy places the organism in Eukaryota, Metazoa, Chordata, Lepidosauria, Squamata, Sphaerodactylidae.
AUGGCCUUGAGCCUGGGCGAAAGCGGAGUGCAGGCGUACGGAAGAGAUCUCUCUCACCACCAGCAGCAGCCCACGAGAUGUGCCCAUCACCUUCACCACCACGACAAAGGCACGAAGAAAGAUGGAUCCCUGGAUGCUUUUUGGUCCAGGCCCGAGUCUCGAAUCUGGACUGUGAUGCUGCUGCUUGGCACCUGCUUGCUGUACUGUGCGAGGGUUGCUAUGCCCAUCUGCGUGGUUGCCAUGAGCACUCACUUUGACUGGGACAAGAAACAGUCGGGCCUGGUUCUCAGCAGCUUUUUCUGGGGCUACUGUUUAACCCAGGUCGUCGGAGGGCACCUGAGCGACCGGAUAGGAGGAGAGAAAGUCCUUCUCCUCUCUGCGACUGCCUGGGGAUCCAUUACAGCCCUCACCCCUCUGCUCAUCUAUCUCAGCUCCACCCACCUCAUUCUUAUGACCAUCUCCCGGUUCCUCGUGGGGCUCUUGCAAGGGGUUUUCUUUCCUGCCCUAGCCAGCUUGUUUUCCCAGAAGGUGCGGGAAAGUGAAAGAGCGUUCACCUAUAGCACAGUGGGAACAGGAUCUCAAGUUGGGACACUGGUGAUGGGUGGAGCAGGAUCCGUCCUCUUGGAGUGGUACGGGUGGGAAAGCGUCUUCUACUUCUCAGGCCUGCUCACGCUGCUCUGGGUUUACUGCAUGUGCAAAUACCUCUUCCAUGAAAAAGAACUCAUCAUCCCAUUGGAAGACUUAGCCAAGGGCCUCUCCUUACCGAAACAGUCCAAAGUGCCUUGGAGACAGUUAUUUAAAAAGGCCCCUGUGUGGGCUGUCAUAGUAGCUCAGCUCUGUGCGGCCAGCACCUUCUUCACCCUGCUCUCCUGGCUGCCCACUUUCUUCAAGGAAACGUUCCCUGAUUCGAAAGGGUGGGUAUUUAACGUCGUUCCAUGGCUGGUGGCAAUCCCAGCAAGUUUGUUGAGUGGAUUCCUCUCCGAUCAGUUAAUCAAUCAAGGAUAUAAAACAAUCACUACUCGUAAGAUUAUGCAGGUGGUUGGCUCCGGCGUGUCUAGCAUUUUUGCCUUGUGCAUCGGUCACACCUCCAGUUUCUGCAGAGCGGUAGUGUUUGCUUCUGCUUGCAUCGGACUCCAGGGCUUCAACCACAGCGGCAUCGCAGUCAACGUCCAGGAUCUGGCCCCUUCAUGCGCCGGCCUGUUGUUUGGUGUGGCCAAUACUGGUGGAGCUUUAUUAGGUGUGGUCUGUGUGUAUUUGGCUGGACAUCUGAUUGAGAGCACAGGCUCCUGGACGUCUGUUUUCCAUCUUGUGGCGAUGGUGAAUGUCCUCGGACUUUGUACAUUUCUGAUCUUCGGAAAAGCCCAAAGAGUGGACAUCGACUCUGCGUACGUAGAUUUAUAA